CAACAACGACGAUGAUGACGAUGAUGACAAUGAUGAAGGGUGUGCGAGCGGCUGUUGCGGCCACAACGACAGCCGUGAGUGCGGUGUUGCGGCGAGGGCCGGCACGGGCGCACGAAGUCGCACGGCUUCGCGUGUUGUCGACACCAACGGCGAUGACAAUGUCGACGAGGGCAGGUGCAGGUGCAGGUGUGCUGAAGGCACCGCUGGCACUGGUCCAGAACAGUCGGAAGGCAGCAGCGUGGGGCGCUGUUGCAAGCACUGCUGUUGGUGUUCUCGGCUGGUCCUUGUUCGGGGAUUCCAACGAAGGUGCCGUGCAGUGCAGGCAGACAAAUGCCCCACUGUUGUGCAAAGCCGCUCAAUUCAACGACACACAAGCACUGGAGAAGUUGCUUCAACAAGGCGCAGAUGUUGACGACAGGCACCAGCUUGGAUGGACUGCCUUGCAUGUUGCUGCUGUGAACGGCAACGUUGACGCGUGUCGGGUGCUGCUGGAGCAUGGUGCAUCUGUGGACCUUGAGGACGAGUACUUCCCCAACAUGUCUCGUGCAGCUAUCAUUCAGCGCCAGCGGGACUUCUCCUCGCGUCUGUAUCCGCACAUGUCCACGGUCGGCAUGACGGCGCUGCACUACGCCGCGCUGGUGGACAGCGCCGAGCUUGUGGAGCUCCUCAUCCACCACAGCGCUGACCCCAACAUCAAGGACCACAACGAGUGCACCGCCAUCGAAUACACCGACAACGAGCACAUCAAGCGGCGCCUGCGUGCGUACAUGGAGGAGCACGCGGCCCUCAAGGAGGAGAGGGAGCGACGGGAAGCGGAAGAAAGGGCCGAAGAAGCCAAACGGCGGCGGCGCGAGUUCCCGCUUGAAGAGCGGCUCCACCAAUAUGUUGUUGGCCAGGACGGGCCCAUCAUGGCCGUGGCAGCCGCUGUUCGACGCCGAGAGAACGGCUGGCACGACGAAGACCACCCGCUUGUGUUUCUGUUCCUCGGAUCCUCUGGUGUCGGCAAGACGGAGCUUGCAAAGCGCCUGGCGCAGUACAUCCACCACGACGAGAAGGCAACCAGCAACCGCUCAAAGGGAUUCAUCAGACUCGACAUGACGGAGUACCAGGAAAAGCACGAGGCUGCGAAGCUGAUUGGCGCACCGCCGGGGUACGUUGGGCACGACGAGGGUGGACAGCUGACGAAGAUGCUCAAAUCGUGUCCAAACGCUGUUGUUCUCCUCGACGAAGUGGAGAAGGCGCAUCCGGAUGUGCUCACUGUCAUGCUCCAGCUGUUUGACGAGGGCCGGCUGACGGACGGGCAGGGCAAGACGAUUGACUGCAAGGACGCCAUCUUCGUCAUGACCUCCAACCUCGCCAGCGACGUCAUUGCCGAGCACGCAUGGGAGCUCCGCAAGCGCGCAGAGGAACUGCAGGGGAGCGACGAGCACUUUUCACUGUCGAAGCAGUUCAAGGAGCAGAUAAUCCGCCCAAUCCUGAAGGCGCACUUCAAGCGGGACGAGUUCCUCGGCAGGAUUGAUGAGAUCCUGUACUUUGUUCCGUUUUCCAAAUCGGAGCUGAACCAACUUGUUCUUCUCGAGCUGAAGAAGUGGCAGCAGCGCGCAAAGGAGCGGCACAACAUGGAGCUGACGUGGGACGAUGCUGUUGUGCAGCGCGUGGCGGAGGAGUACGACAUCCAUUAUGGCGCGCGCUCUCUCCAGCACGCCGUUGACCAGCUCAUCAUCAACCGCCUCGCAGCCGCACACGAACAGGACAAGAUCAGCAAAGGAUGCAGCGUGCAGCUGUUUGUGACGGACGGUGACGUGCACCUGAAUGUCACGGCAGAACAGACGGGCGGGGCGCUUGGCUGGCUCUUUGGCAGUGGCAAGACCAGCAAGCAGAACACCAGCAACACGAACAACAACGACAGCAGCAGCGGCAGCAGGAGUGGUGCUGACAACGCUGCAGACAAGCAUAUGCGGGGCUCCUCGCCCUCUCAGGAUCAGGACUGAGGGCACCCACCAAAGCCAUAAACGAGCUCAGUGUUGAGCUGCUGAUGACGAGUGGUGGUCAUUGUUUGGUUUAUGUUUCGGAUGCGUGUCGCGUGCUGACACCAUCACACGACCACAACAUCACAGCACAACAGCAUCAACACUUCACACAACACCACGCAGCAACAAAACAGCAAAACAGCACAACAACAUAACUCGUGUUCAACGUCCGUAAGUAAAGCAUAGGAAGCAAGGA
Messenger RNA from Salpingoeca rosetta, 2226 nucleotides. RefSeq names its product caseinolytic protease C. Gene Ontology annotation, cellular component: cytoplasm; mitochondrion. The record is from RefSeq and is a predicted model, not a curated record. The transcript is spliced from 11 exons. The coding region runs from base 12 to 1991 and encodes 659 amino acids. Gene Ontology annotation, biological process: cellular response to heat. Gene Ontology annotation, molecular function: ATP hydrolysis activity; ATP binding; protein binding. NCBI's taxonomy places the organism in Eukaryota, Choanoflagellata, Craspedida, Salpingoecidae.